Messenger RNA from Cryphonectria parasitica EP155, 1380 nucleotides. RefSeq lists its product as uncharacterized. The transcript has a single exon. Gene Ontology annotation, cellular component: nucleus. NCBI's taxonomy places the organism in Eukaryota, Fungi, Ascomycota, Sordariomycetes, Diaporthales, Cryphonectriaceae. Gene Ontology annotation, molecular function: DNA binding. The record is from RefSeq and is a predicted model, not a curated record. Bases 1 to 1380 code for a protein of 459 amino acids. Gene Ontology annotation, biological process: regulation of DNA-templated transcription; aflatoxin biosynthetic process.
AUGUCGGCCAGCAGCAGAACAAUAGCAGGCGACGGACCACCCUUCACUUCCCCGUCCUCUGCUACCUCUGCAAGGGGCCACCACCACCGCUGGCCUGUGGCGGCGCCGGGGCCGGAAGAUGUACCACCAUCAUCGCCAGGAGGCAUCGCUGUCACGUCGCCUGCCGCCACCACCACCACCACCUCCUCCUCCUCCCAAAUCAAUCACCAACCCACACUUUCACCUAGUCGACAGGAUGUUUUCCCGAACCUGCCCCUGACACAACCACUACACCAUUUGACGGCGCCAAAUGGCUUAUUCUCCGGGCUCGACGACAUGUUCAGCUUUCCUAUGCCGUUAGAAAUAUUCGCUGGUUCAAGCAUGGAUCCUAAUCCCGCAGAGUUCGAGCUCCUAGACCAGGACGCCCUCGACGCCUUUAUAAACUCUCACACUACCACCGAUGAUUCUGCUGGACUGGAAAGCCAUGCAUCCGAUAGCGGGACGACACUGGUGAUGGGCAAUGGCAGCAUGUUUGACACGGCAUCACAGGUGCAGUCCCACAUCGAGAUGCAGACUCCUCAAGACAGCUGUAACACCACGUUGCUGUCGGAACCAGACGUGCCGCAGGCCCUGAUGGGAGGAGGAGCAGAAGACUGCUCGUCAGGCUCAUGCCUCCAGCGCAUGCUCUCGAUCAUCCAGAAGCUCUCUCAUACGCAACAGCCGCCCAUUGAACGUGCAGAGAAAUAUGGUUAUGGUCCCAAGUUUGACGACCACAGUUACCGCCACUUGCUCUCUGCCGAGUCCAUCAUCGCCCACAACAGGCCGGUCCUCGACACGGUGGCUGAUAUCCUCCAGUGCUCGUGUUCUCAGGACAGCCACCUGCUGGUCCUCAUCACAUUAACUCUCUUCAAGGCCCUGACCUGGUAUGCGGCCGCAGCCAGCGGAAAGAACGAGAUACUAAAGAACCAGACGUGUCCGAAGGACUCUAGCCCAGCAGCGCCUUCGCCCACUAGCGGCCUUGUCGCUAGCACUGCGGCGGCAACGGGAUACGGCACGCCGUCCUCAGUAGGCAUCUCUGAGCAGCAGCACCUGGCCGGCCACCAGGAAUAUGAUCGGGAUCGUAUGGCCUCCCAGCUGGUCCUGAGCGAGCUCUCUCGAAUGCAGGGGAUCGUGAAGACCCUAUCACAAAAUCUGGCGGUGUUGAGGCACAGAUCAGACGGCGGAGGAGGCCGUGCUGUGAAUGAGAAAAACGUAGAUCAAAGAGCUGGAGGGGCUUAUCAUAGUACUAGCAGUACUACAAUUACCUUCUCAUUUGCUCUGUUCGAGCAGCUCGAGGUCGACCUCCGGCGGCGUCUUCGUGGGCUGUCGGCUGAGAUUAUGGAAAGGUUGCGGCACGUAUGA